AUGGAACUUGGAAGGAGGAAUACCAAGAAAUAUACUUUCAAAAGUCCUGACUUAACAGAGUUGAAGAAGCUUGGUUCUAUGAUAGUUAGUCCAGAGGAUUUCAGAGAUCGGUAUGGAAGACUUGUGAGUAUCUUGAAGACCAAGGUUGAAGAUGGAGUUAUCAAUACCCUGUGGUUUAAAGAAGACCCUACACCACUAGCUAUUGCAGAAGAACUUCACCUAGAAACGUCUGUUGUGAAGGUCAACUUCAUUACAGAAGGAGAGAUUCUAGGUCUAACCUCUAGAUUCCUGAUGGAGGAAGCCUUUGUCUUUGCAGAAGUAGAUAGUAGAGAUGCAUUUGAAGACAUUUUUUCUCUACUCAUUUAUGGAAUUGUGCUCUUCCCAAACAUUGAUAACUUUGUGGAUGUUAAUGUUGUACGAAUCUUCUUAAUUGGUAACCCAGUACCUACAUUACUUGGAGAUACCUACCAUUAUAUCCAUCAUAUGACUAAUAAAGGUGGUGGAACCAUUCUUUGUUGUGCACCUCUCCUAUAUAAGUGGUUUAUUUCUCACUUACCUGGAUCCAGGAUCUUUAGGGAGAAUCCACGGAAGCUCAGAUGGUCUCAGAGGUUCAUGUCCAUUGAUCAAGGGAAUAUACAUUCGUAUGACCCCUUCUAUGAUGUUGGAGUAAUUAUUGACAGAUGUGGUGAAUUUCCCAAUGUACAUCUCCUUGGUGUACAUGGAGGAAUUAACUACAACCUCAUCCUUCCCAGACGCCAGUUAGGAUAUCCUAUGGAAGAUAAACCUGAUAACCUUUUGUUGUCAGGUUUCUUUUACCAUAACGAAGAAGAGAGUUCCGAUUUGAAGGAUAGAAUCAUACAUGCUUGGCGCAAUAUUCAUUGGAAAGGAAAAGGUCAAUUAGGAAGAAAGAAUUGUGUUGCUUUUGAGCCCUACACCCAAUGGGUUUAUGUUAGAGCCAGUGAACUUAAGAUGCCAUAUGCUUCUGAGAAGCCCUAA
Messenger RNA from Lathyrus oleraceus (garden pea), 996 nucleotides. RefSeq lists its product as uncharacterized. The record is from RefSeq and is a predicted model, not a curated record. The transcript has 2 exons. NCBI's taxonomy places the organism in Eukaryota, Viridiplantae, Streptophyta, Magnoliopsida, Fabales, Fabaceae. Bases 1 to 996 code for a protein of 331 amino acids.